Mizuhopecten yessoensis (Yesso scallop) is the source of this 2267-nucleotide messenger RNA. RefSeq names its product alkaline phosphatase-like. Gene Ontology annotation, molecular function: alkaline phosphatase activity. Gene Ontology annotation, biological process: dephosphorylation. The record is from RefSeq and is a predicted model, not a curated record. Lineage: Eukaryota; Metazoa; Mollusca; Bivalvia; Pectinida; Pectinidae. The transcript is spliced from 10 exons. The coding region runs from base 341 to 1924 and encodes 527 amino acids.
UUUUGAGUACAGUUCACCUCUGAAUGGAAACGAGCAAAGAAUAAUUGAGGACAUAUGUGCAAAAUGUCUGUUAAAUACAGUGUGAAGUCUGUGUGGUAAGCGUCUGUGAAUCUAUAUAGCUAGUACACAUACAGGUAGUAGCUUUUGUGUAUAUAAAUCUGGCCAGUGGUCUGUCCAGCGAAGGUGGAGCCCAUAAACACAAUCAUAACCAAGGGCUGAUGAGAUUUCCCGAUAAUGCGUUCAUCAGAUAUUGACCAAACGUAAGAUACAUCGUAUAGACACACCCAUAGACAGGUUUACUGAGGCGUGGCCUUCCAGGAGACGGUGGUUGGGUAUAAACAUGGACGUCAAACAAGUGGUGUGUGUGCUUUCUCUCCUGUAUAUCUGUGCAGCUACGUCAACAAAUUGGGAACAAAUGGCACGUGACCUGCUAGCAGAGGAGUUGAAGAUCAAACGUAACAAUAACCUAGCUAAAAACAUCAUCCUUUUCAUCGGAGACGGCAUGAGCAUGCCAACUAUCACUGCGGCGAGGAUUCUCAAGGGCCAGCGCAACAACCAGUCGGGCGAGGAAACAGUACUGGCGUGGGAGGAGUUUCCUAAUAUGGCACUCUCAAAGACGUACGGCAGUAACAAGCAGAUCCCGGACUCGGCAGCCACGGCCACCGCCAUCUUGUGUGGGGUGAAGGCCAACUGGUACACGUUCGGAGUGAGAGACACCGUGAUAAAAAAUAACUGUAGCAGUCAGCAGGGUCAGGCUGUCGAGUCAAUCCUCGAUCACUUCCAGAAAGACGACAGAGCUACUGGUGUGAUAUCUACUGCACGACUCACACAUGCUACCCCAGCCGCCUCCUACGCCCACACUGCUAACCGCGGUUGGGAGGGGGACGUCAAAAUGAAGGGUAUAGAGGGAGACUGCAAAGAUAUUGCUUAUCAAUUUGUCCACGAAAACCCAAACAUCCGAGUGGCAAUGGGCGGGGGUAGAAGAUUCUUUCUCCCUAACGAUACAAAUGACCCGGAAACAAAUUCUGUUGACCCCAAUCAACGACAAGAUCAACGCAAUCUGAUAGAGGACUGGAAGAGAAUCCAAUCCGCCGAAGGACGGCGCCAUUCUUAUGCAUGGAACAAGCAGCAGUUUGACGCCAUAGACCCCGCUACUACAGACUAUCUAUUGGGAUUGUUUGAGCCAGGCCACAUGCAGUACAACUACCAGAGAGAUUCGGGUCCAAAUGGAGAACCUUCUCUAACAGAAAUGGUAUCCAAGGCCAUUAGGAUACUCAGUCGCCAUAACCGCGGAUUCUUCUUACUAGUUGAAGGUGCUCGGAUCGACCACGCCCACCAUGACGGUCUCGCCAACAUCGCGCUUGACGAGACUAUAUCAUUAGAGUCGGCCGUCCGGGAGGCAGCCCGCCUAACUGACGAGUCCGAUACGCUCAUCAUCACGACGGCCGACCACUCACAUGUGUUCACCAUGGGCGGAUAUCCGAAACGAGGCAACGAUAUAUUGGGUUAUUCGGACCCCAUUGCGGACGAGGUUCCCCUGGAUGGAAUACCAUAUGCUACCCUAGCUUACAGUAACGGGCCGGGAUACAGGUGGGGAAACCGUAGUGAGUUCAACGACUCCAAGGCAGACACAAGAGACAUGCAGUUCCUGGCGGAGGCGGCUGUUCCGUUUGAGUACGAAACCCACGGCGGGGACGACGUGCCAAUCUACUCACGUGGGCCAAUGUCACACCUGCUGAACGGCGUCAAGGAGGAGCACUAUAUCGCACACUUCAUGCAGUAUGCCGCCUGUGUCGGCUUCUACAAGGGCAACUGUGACCGGGUCGUCAUCAAUGAAUGCACAAAUACCGGAAGUGAUCUGAAACUGCCCUUGUUACCAUUCCUUAUCUCAUUGUCUAUGGCCAUGUAUGUAGUUUUGUCUUAAAUAGGAAUGAUAUUAUCAUUCAUGGUAUGGUAUUGACAAUUAUGUAUGAGGAGAAUUAUAUUUUUAUUACUUUUUUACUUUUACACAAUGCUCAAUUCAUUUUUCAAUAAGCAUUUUUGAAACGAGAAAAUAAAGCUAUACAAUUUGAAGGUGUGAAGCGAAAACUAGCAUUGUAUCCAACUUAACCGUAGGAAUGAAAAACUUCUUGAUUUUAUUGAUAAUACUCUGUGUCUAAGACAGCGAAAUGACUCAUCCAGUACUUUUUCGAUACAUUUAAUUUUUGUUCGUUUUAUAUAUUUCUAAACUUCUGAAAUAAUCAAAAUAUCACGUUGAUAUCACGUUA